Molecule: messenger RNA, 3765 nt
Organism: Echinops telfairi (small Madagascar hedgehog)
Lineage: Eukaryota; Metazoa; Chordata; Mammalia; Afrosoricida; Tenrecidae
Gene: CDH19
Product: cadherin 19
Exons: 12
Coding region: 238-2556 (772 amino acids)
Biological process (GO): cell-cell junction assembly; multicellular organism development; cell morphogenesis
Cellular component (GO): catenin complex; adherens junction; plasma membrane
Molecular function (GO): cadherin binding; calcium ion binding
Source: RefSeq, a predicted model, not a curated record
UGUGAAGCACUACAACAGAAUAAAUAAAGAGCAUUUCCUAGUCUACUCUCCUGUGUUUGGACAUGCAUGUUGAGUGUCCACUUACGCAGACCUCCUCUAGAUCCUCAAUCUACUCAGGGAUAUGAAAUCCAUUUAAUAACUUUUUUAAAAAGCACGCUAAGAUAACACAAGAAAUUUGUUUACAUCGUCUACCAUUUCCUCGGGAGAGUAUCAGCUGGGAUCAAAGGAGACAUCAGAAUGAAUCGUUUCUUCCUGAUACCUUUAAUGGUUGGAAUUCCUCUGCUGCAACACUGCCUUGCAGCCACAGGACACGUAGAAGCAAAGGAAGCGAAGCAGUCUGUGGGAUCUCAUGUUCGAGCGAAGCGCGGCUGGGUGUGGAACCAGUUUUUCGUCCCAGAGGAGAUGAAUACGACCAGCUAUCACAUUGGCCGGCUCAGAUCUGACAUAGACAAUGGAAACAAAUCUUUCCAGUACCAGCUGUUUGGAGAAGGCGCUGGGACUAUUUUUGAAAUUGUCAGCAACACAGGUGACUUAUACGCUGUGCAGAAACUGGAUAGAGAGGAGCGUUCCCUCUACACGCUGAGAGCGCAGGUAACAGACACCACUACUGGACAGGCUGUGGAACCCGAGUCUGAAUUUGUCAUCAGAGUUUCGGAUAUCAAUGACAAUGAACCCAAAUUCCUAGAUGGACCUUAUGAGGCCAUUGUACCCGAGAUGUCUCCAGAAGGAACCUUUGUCAUCCAGGUGACAGCUAGUGAUGCUGAUGAUACUUCCAGCGGCAAUAAUGCUCGUCUCCUCUACAGCCUACUCCUUGGGCAACCCUAUUUCUCCAUUGAGCCAACAACAGGAGUCAUAAGAAUAUUUUCAGAAAUGGAUAGAGAGCUGCAAGAGGAACAUCGUGUAAUUAUUCAAGCCAAGGACAUGAUCGGUCAGCCUGGAGGACUUACUGGAACAGCCAGUGUGUUAAUCAAACUAUCUGAUAUUAAUGACAAUAAGCCUAUAUUUAAAGAAAAUUUCUACCGCAUGUCUGUCUCUGAAUCUGCCCCCGUUGGGACUUCUAUAGGAACAAUCGUUGCCUAUGAUAAUGACCUACCCGAGAAUGCAGAGAUGGAUUACAGCGUCGAAGAAGAUGAUUCACAAACAUUUGAAAUCAUUACUAAUAAUGAGACCCAAGAAGGGAUAGUUACAUUAAAAAAGAAAGUGGAUUUCGAGCAUCAGAAUCACCACAGGAUUAGAGCAAAAGUUAAAAACCGCCACGUUGCUGACCAUCUCCAGAACUAUCACGUGGCAGCUUCCACCACUUUCAUUAAGGUCCAGGUGGAAGAUGAAGAUGAGCCUCCUGUUUUCCAUUUCCCAUAUUACAUAUUUGAAAUUUAUGAAGGAAAUCCACAUGGAUCUUCUGUAGGCACAGUAUCUGCCAGAGAUCCAGAUUUUAAGAAUUCUCCUAUCAGUUAUUCCAUCACCAAGAGUAAAAUGUUCCGCAUUGACGACAAUGGCACAAUCACUGCAGCCACCCCUCUUGACCGGGAGAUUAGUGCUUGGUACAACCUAAGUGUUACAGCCACAGAAAAAGACAACGUACAACAACUCUUUGAAGUCCCUGUGUUUGUGCACGUUCUUAACAUUAAUGACCAUGCUCCUGAGUUCUCUCAGUACUAUGAGACAUACAUUUGUGAAAAUGUAGACGCUGGUCAGGUGAUUCAGAUCAUCAGUGCAGUGGAUAGAGAUGAAUCUGUAGAAAAGCACCAGUUUUACUUCAAUCUAUCUAUAGAAGACACAACAAACUCAAGUUUUAUGAUCAUAGAUAGCCAAGACAACACAGCAAAGAUUUUGACUAAUAGGACUGGUUUUAGUCUUCAAGAAGAACCUGUAUUCUACCUGCCCAUUGUAAUUUCUGACAAUGGACUCCCACCCCUCACGAGCACAAACACCCUCCCCAUAUACGUCUGUGCCUGUGAUGACCGUGGUAAUGCAGAGACGUGCAGUAACCGGGAUCGCAUGCUAGCCAAGGGAUUCAGGACAGAAGUCAUUAUUGCUGUGCUGAUCUGCGUCGUGAUAAUAUUUGGGUUUAUCUUUCUGAUCCUGAGUCUGAAACAAAAAAGAAAACAGAUUCUGUUUCCUGAGAAGAGUGAGGAUUUCAGACAGAACAUCUUCAGAUAUGAUGACGAAGGGGGCGGAGAAGAGGAUACAGAGGCCUUUGACAUUGCGGAGCUAAGGACCAGCACCUUCAUGCGUGAGCGCAGGGCUCGCAAGCACGCCCCCUCGGAGAUCCCCAGCAUGUACAGGCAGUCUCUGCAGGUGGGCCCAGACAGCGCCAUCUUCAGGAAAUUUAUCCUGGAGAAGCUGGAGGAGGCCAAUACGGAUCCUUGUGCCCCUCCAUUUGACUCCCUUCAGACCUUUGCCUUUGAGGGCACCGGGUCCUUAGCUGCAUCCCUGAGCUCCUUGGGCUCUGACGUCUCCGAUCCAGAUGACAACUAUGAUUACCUGAAUGACUUGGGACCUCGCUUUCAGAGAUUAGCUUGCAUGUUUGGUUCUGCGAUGCAAUCAAAUAAUUAAGACUUUCUAUUAUGACUGCAGUGUACAAGAUGCUAAUGUGGGUUGAGGUGGACUGGUCCUCGCUUGGUAAAGAAAUCAAGGUCAUGUAAUGAUAAUACACUCAUAAAGCAGCUGUUUGAAAGCAAACAAAGAAGCAGAAACAAAUCAAAGCAAACCUCAAGGUAUACUCUUUGUUGAUUCCCUUGGAUAAACACCAUGUUGUCACAUCAAGUUACACACAGGAUGGAAGCUGACGGCAAAGUUUGGGAGAGGUGCUCUACUCAGUUCUUGGGUAGCCAUACUGUAAACUGGCUUUAGCAUUUCACGGAAGCAGUCUGCUGGCUUUCUUUCCAUAAAACCCGAUCUGUAUUCUAAGUGUUUCUGAGUGCUUACUAGGAAAGGCCAUGGAUUAAGCCAUUUUUAUAUGACAUCAUUUAUAUGUUCUACUUUUAAAAUCUGCAAACAAGAGUCAAGUCUCAAGGUGUGUAAAGUUCCUGACACUAUUUGAAAAUACUUUUAGUACUAGAAGAACGUGGGUGACUGUAUGCAACGUUUAAACAACUAUUUCCUGUAUAUGAAUAAGCGGAUGGAGUUUAUGCUUCAUUCAGGUUACAAUUUUAGGACUGAUUUCAAAUUUGGAAAAAUAACACAUUUGAUAUUAAUGCAGCUGAACAUUAGGGAGCUGUAUUAAUUUUGAUAUUUCUACUUUGUGUAAAAGGGGAAUAUGAAAAUAUAUUUAAGAAAUUUUCAUAGAUUAUUUUCAAUGCAACGAAAACAGUUUUGCAUUACAUCAAAACACAAGGGCAGUAUGUAUUUCAGGAUUGGUCAUUAUGACCUUUAGACUUCUUAGAACUUCUGAAAAGUCUGUAAACUAUUUAAAUAAAUUUUAUUGUAAAGAAACAGGAUAUAGAAACAAGAAAUAAGUAGUAGGUUCAUGCUUGCAUUAAUAUUCUUCUUAGAGAGUAUAAUGAAAUGCACUGUCUUUUACUAUGCAUACAAUAAAGCAUGAUACAGUUCUCACAAUCACUUUUUCUUUAAGAGCAUAGAAUAUGACUGAUACUUCUGUGUCAUUUUUUUUAUUGUGGAAUAUAAAAUUAGGUACAUUAGCAAGUUUUAUUGCAACAUUUUGAAGGAACUCAAUGCUAAGCUGCUGGACAUAAAGCUUAAUGGUAACAGUGAUAAUAAGGUAAUAAAAUGCUUUAAUUUUAACCCACCUUCUGGAGAAAGAUC